AUGGCCACAGCUCGUCGCCCUGUUCACUUCAACCCCAAGGCCAAAUCAUGGACCUCCCCCGCCCCCUCCUCGACGGACGUCAUUGAUCGCUUCCACCAGAGCCUCCCCGACUACCAACCAACACCACUGGUCAGCCUGGAGAGCGUCGCCAAGGAGAUUGGCGUCGCUUCUGUUCACGUUAAGGAUGAGACGAACCGCUUCGGCCUUCCUGCCUUCAAGAUCCUCGGCGCCUCGUGGGGCUCGUUCCGCUCCAUCACACAGAAGCUGGGACUGCCCCUUGACUCUGACAUUGAAGCUGUGCGAAAGGCUGCUGCGUCGCAUCAACUGGUGCUGUACGCUGCUACCGAGGGUAACCAUGGUCGUGCAGUGGCUAGGAUGGGUGCCAUCUUUGGCAUUGGGGCCGAGAUCCAUGUUCCCUCGACUAUGCAUCCAUCUACCGUCAAGCUGAUUCAGUCGGAGGGUGCUACGGUUGUCAUCAGUAAGGGAAGUUAUGACGAUGCCGUCUUGGAAGUUGAGACGGCCUCAAAGCACGAGAAGGGUAUCCUGGUCCAAGACCAUGCCUUUGGUGACUACCAAGAUGUCCCUCAGUGGAUCGUUGAUGGUUAUCUCACCAUGAUGCGCGAGGUAGACUCUCAGCUCGGCUCCUCCACUGCCGACUUUGUCUUUGCCCCUGUCGGUGUUGGCUCCUUCGCUCAAGCCGUCACCUCCCACUUCAAGAGACAAGGCACUUUGACCUCUGUCGUGACCGUUGAGCCAGACACAGCAGCUUGUCUGUGGAAGAGCCUUGAGAGGGGAGAGUUCACAACGAUCCCAACAUCUGGCACUAUCAUGGCUGGCCUCAACUGCGGAGUUCCAUCAACCAUUGCCUGGGACUUGUUGAAAGACGGCGUGGAUGCGAGCAUCACGGUUUCAGAUUUUGAAUCGCACCAAGCUGCUCUGUACCUUCAGUCGCAAGGUGUUGAGGCUGGACCAUGUGGCGCUGCUUCGCUCGCUGCACUCCGCAGACUCACGUCCUCUGACAAGAAAACUCUGGGUCUAGAUGAGAAGUCUGUCGUUGUUCUCUUCUGUACAGAGCGCAACAGAGACUAUGAAAUUCCCCUUGAUGUUUCUGGUGAUGAUCCCGUCGCCCUCACCCAGACCCUUGUCCAGAUCAACUCGGCAAGCCCAACGCUUGGCUCCGUGCCUGGCCCCGGAGAAGUAGCCAUCGCUCGCUAUGUUACGGCUUGGUUGGAGCACCGAGAUCUGGAAUCCCACUGGGUCGAGUAUACCAAGGGUCGUCCGUCGGUUGUUGGUGUCGCACGUGGUUCUGGCGGCGGCAAGAGUUUGAUGUUGAACGGACACGUCGACACCGUUACUCUGAUGGGGUACGAGGAUGAUCCUCUCAGUGGCAAGAUUGUUGAUGGAAAGCUUUAUGGUCGUGGCGCGGCUGACAUGAAGUCUGGCGUCGCAGCCGCAAUGGUGGCUCUCGCCAACGCCAAGAAGCUCAGUCUUCGAGGCGAUGUCAUCUUCACCGGUGUUGCCGACGAAGAAGAUGCCAGUAUCGGAACCGAAGAUGUCCUGCGUGCAGGCUGGCGGGCUGAUGCUGCCAUUGUGUCAGAGCCAACAGACCUCGCUAUUCUCCAUGCCCACAAGGGCUUUGUCGUGCUAGAGCUUACAGUCCACGGUCUUGCGGCACACGGUUCCAGGGCUGAUCUCGGUAUCGAUGCUAUUGUGAACGCCGGGUAUUUCUUGGCCGAGUUUGGAAGAUACGCGAAAUGGCUCCAAGACGGCCCUGCUGAUCCAACUCUGGGAACUGGCACGGUUCAUGCUUCCAUCAUCAGCGGAGGCGAGGAGUCAUCUUCUUACCCUGCACGAUGCACCAUCACCAUGGAACGUCGAACCGUCGAUGGAGAAACACCGGAGACAGUGGAGCGAGAGAUCCGAAAGGUCAUGGCCAAGGUGGCCAGCGAGGUCCCCAGCUUCAAGGCUGACCUGAAGGUCACGUUCAGUCGUCCCGCUCAUUUGACUCCGCUGGACCACCCUUUCACCAAGCUCGUGGCCGAUAUCGCAGGCAAGGCUAUAGGAAAGGACGCUACUUUGGCUGGGGCUACAUUCUGGACCGACUGUGCCCUUCUGUCUCAAGAAGGGAUUGUGCCUUUGCUUUGGGGUCCGAAGGGCGAGGGUCUUCAUGCUAAAGAGGAAUGGGCGGAUGUGGAUUCGAUAAAGAAGGUUACUGAGGGCUUGACGAAUGUUGCUGCCGAGUUCUGCAAAUAG
Messenger RNA from Fusarium keratoplasticum, 2253 nucleotides. RefSeq lists its product as uncharacterized. The transcript is spliced from 2 exons. The record is from RefSeq and is a predicted model, not a curated record. Bases 1 to 2253 code for a protein of 750 amino acids. Gene Ontology annotation, molecular function: hydrolase activity. NCBI's taxonomy places the organism in Eukaryota, Fungi, Ascomycota, Sordariomycetes, Hypocreales, Nectriaceae.